AGGGGUCUCCUCCGGCUCUUGAUGUGUUUCAGUGUGGACUCUCUCUCUCUCUCUCUCUCUCUCUCUCUCUCUCUCUCUCUGUCAGGCAUCACUCCACCUCCUCGUCUGACGAGGAAAAGCAUGAGAUUCCUUUCUCUCUGUCUGACUUUGCUCUAGAUCCUGAAGCCUCUCGGUUUCCUCUUCAUUCUCUCUCUGGUAAGAAACUCCAAGAGCAGAUAGAGCAAAAUGGAGGCCAUUAAGAAGAAGAUGCAGAUGCUGAAGCUGGAUAAGGAGGACGCCCUGGACCGAGCGGAGCAGGCCGAGUCUGAUAGGAAGGCAGCGGAAGACAAGUGCAAACAGCUGGAAGACGAGUUGCUUGCUCUGCAGAAGAAACUGAAAGGAACUGAAGAUGAACUGGACAGAUAUUCAGAAGCUCUUAAAGACGCUCAGGAGAAGCUGGAGCUGUCUGAGAAAAAGGCGACAGAUGCGGAAGGAGACGUGGCCGCUCUGAACCGCAGGAUCCAGCUGGUGGAGGAGGAACUGGACCAAGCUCAGGAGAGACUGGCCACGGCGCUCCAGAAACUAGAAGAGGCAGAGAAAGCGGCAGAUGAGAGCGAGAGAGGAAUAAAGGUGAUUGAGAAUCGUGCGAUAAAAGAUGAGGAGAAAAUGGAAAUUCAGGAAAUACAGCUCAAAGAAGCCCAACACAUCGCUGAGGAGGCUGACCGCAAAUAUGAAGAGGUCGCUCGGAAGCUGGUGAUUCUGGAGACUGAACUGGAAAGAGCAGAAGAGAGAGCAGGGAUUGCAGAACUUAAAGGAGGAGACCUGGAGGAAGAACUGAAAAACGUAACCAACAACCUCAAGUCUUUAGAAGCUCAAUCAGAUAAAUAUUCAGAGAAAGAGGAUAAGUAUGAAGAGGAGAUCAAAGUUCUCACUGAUCGACUGAAAGAGGCCGAGACUCGUGCUGAGUUUGCAGAAAGGAGUGUGAACAAGCUGGAAAAGACCAUCGAUGAACUCGAAGAGGAUGUGGCUGAGGCAAAACAGCAGAACCUGGAGAUGCAUCAAGUCCUGGAUCAAACGCUUCAGGAGCUCAAUAGCUUGUGAGCAAACAAGAAGAAAUCCAUGAAGAACAUGCCAGAAUUUCUCAUUCAUUCCAGCAGUGUUUUAUGUUUAGCUUUUCAUGUUUUGUAUGUUGUAAGUUAUGCUAUUUCCAUCCAUUAUAUUCUAUAUUUUGGUUUGCAAUUUUCUGAUUAUUUCCUAAUGCACCUAUUAGUUCAUUGUUGUUUCCAUUUGUCCCAUUUAAAUACAUCUUCGGACAACAUAUGUGGCAAAAAAAAAAAAAUGCCUUUAAUGAGUAUGUUUUUGGACUUAAAAAUAAUGACUCAUCACUGCAUGUAUUAAUGUUUCCCUUUUUCAUUUUUUUUUAUAUUUGUCUUGGUGCUUUUUUAUUUAUUUCUUUUGAAUGAACAUAAAGUGCCAUGAUUUUUUCAUAGUGAUUUUAGGGAGAUGUAUGCAAAUGUUUCAAAAAACAAAGUUGUAAAGGCGUUAUGUAUUGGAACACAGAUUUCUUGGACUAUAUUUGGUAUUAAGGAGUCUUUAUUAGUUUGUCAUUUAUGGGACCACUUUUCCCCUUGAUGCUGCAACGGCUAUUUUCACUGUGGUUUGAUGUUUUUUAUACCAGGAAAAGUAAGGAAUAAUUGUCUUAUUAAAGAUGAUGAAGCCUC
Carassius gibelio (silver crucian carp) is the source of this 1700-nucleotide messenger RNA. RefSeq names its product tropomyosin alpha-4 chain. The coding region runs from base 226 to 1080 and encodes 284 amino acids. Gene Ontology annotation, biological process: actin filament organization; muscle contraction. Gene Ontology annotation, cellular component: actin filament. NCBI's taxonomy places the organism in Eukaryota, Metazoa, Chordata, Actinopteri, Cypriniformes, Cyprinidae. Gene Ontology annotation, molecular function: actin filament binding. The record is from RefSeq and is a predicted model, not a curated record. The transcript is spliced from 9 exons.